CACACGCAGACGUUCCCAACGAUCGGACCAAAAACAUAUUCAAAUCGUGCAAAUCUCAUAUAUGACAUUUUUGUGUGAACUUCUCUGAAAAGAAUACUUUAUGUUUGCUUUCAGAACAACGAAAUAUCAGCUCGUCAUUUUCGAGGAAAUCAAGUUCAAGUGGUGAAAUUAAAAACAAUAAUGAGUUUGCGAAAGUGAUUUGCGCAAACAAAUAAACGGACAAUCGGUUAUUGAAUCACUCAAGGACAUUUGAUAAGCAUCCUUUCGCAAAAGAUUGCAAACAAUGUGCUAAAUUAUUCAAGCAAUUAUUUGACAAUGGAUUAUUAAGUUGGACAAAACUGAACCAAAAGUCUAAAAUAUUGAACAUGCAUCAUUCAAGCGUAUAAGUGGUUGUUAUCUAAAGCAAAAGUAAGCCCAUAAACGUUUUAAAAGUGCUAAAAAAAGGCUAUAAAACGGCAACAAUAAGUGAAACUAGCUGCAAUUCUAUGAGUUUUGUAAACCUGAAAGCCGGAACAAUUGAUGUUUUAAUGCUGCCAAAUAGAUAGCAAUCAGCCCCAGCCAAUAAAACAAGAGUGAAACCAAAUCCAGAUCCAGAAGAUCAUAAGAUCAUAUAUAUAACACAUCUCGCAAUUUGAAAACUCAAAAGAAGUCAAGAGUACAUAUUCAGAAAUGGCCAAGUACUUCAUAACCCUGGUGUUGCUGGUGUGUCUGGCCCUGGAGAACAGGAACGUAUACAAUCGCCUCCACGCCCGAUCCCAUCCGAGUUCCCGCGGCGACAUCCUGCGUCCGCAUCCCAAGCACCAGUCGCAUCCACACGUGCAGCACACCUCGCAGCAGCUGCAGCAGCAGCACCACAUCCGGCAGCAGCGAUCCCGCCAGCUGAAGCACCUGGAACCGGAUCCGACCAGCGAGGAGGACGAUGCGCCGAUCACCAAGCAGGAGUACUAUGCCCGCCUGAGACGCCACGUCAUCCAGAAGAGGCAGCAUGAACUGCAGCAGGAGCUCAGCUACAACCACCCCGGCUCCCAUUCGCAGCAGCUGAAGGUGCCCCGCCUGUGGCAGCAUCUCAUGGAGGAGGAGGAGAAGGCACACCGACGUGGAAGUCCACCCGUGGAGUACCCCAUCAUGUACGGCGAUGCGCCUUCCCUUUCCUCCGAUGACCAGUUCGAUGAUCUGUCUCCCUUGGACUUUGUGCGCAACGAACUGAUGGCCGAGGACCAGAAGGAUCAGGAGCAGGAUCUCGAUCUCGACCUGGACCUGCCCCUUGACCAAGAUCCAAAGCCGGAAGCGCCCAUAGAGCUCGAACCCCAACUGGGUGAGCGGAACAUCACCAUUUCGGUGAAGUCCAGCGGCGGUGGAUGCCCCAAGUGCGAGAGCAGCCGCCAGGUGGAACACAUCACCGAGGAGCAGCUGACCCACUUGCGCAUCGAGUUCGUCAAGCAGCAGAUCCUGGAGAAGCUGCGCCUCAAGGAGAGCCCCAAGGUGUCGGCCGUGGAGCUGCCCAAGCCCAUCUUCGACGGCAUGACGCUCUCCCAUCCGGACGACAGCACCAAGAACAAGGAGCUGGACGACUACUACGCUCGCACUAGCAAGAAGUUCAUACUGCUCAAUAGAGAGGAAGUCGAGUGCAAUCGGGCGAGAGAUGGAAAAGCCAACCCGUCCAUGUGCUUCACCUUCAAGAUAGACGAUGCAGAUGCCGAGGGCUUCGACGUGAGCACCGCCGUCCUGUGGCUCUUCAAGAACAAGCAGAACCGCACCGGCAGGGCACCACUGAAUAGCACCAGUACCCAGCAGACGAUCGUCGUCUCCGAGGUGGAGGUGGAUCAGCAGAAGGACUCCAAGUAUUUGACGGCGGCCAAGACGAUAGCCAUUCAGUCGGUGAAUGUGCAAGAUGAGUGGAUGAAGAUCGACAUUGAGUGGCCCAUCAAGCACUGGAUCAGUGGCCACGAGCUGAGCCACCUCAUCCAAAUCACCUGCGGCGGCUGCGAUGUCAGCGACAUGGAGGAGAUCAUCUCGGUGGACAAGGACUACCGGCCGUUCAUCGUGAUCGAUAUGCAGAACCGGCGGCGAAAGAGUCGCCAGAAGCGCAGCAUCAACUGCUCCAGCGGCAUGACCGAGUGCUGUCGGGAGCAUCUGUACAUAUCGUUCCGGGAGAUCGGCUGGAGCAACUGGAUCUUGAAGCCGGAGGGCUACAAUGCCUACUUCUGUCGCGGAUCCUGCAGCUCGGUGGCGAGUGUUACGCAAGCGGCCUCCCACCACAGCUCCAUAAUGAAAAUUCUCUCCACAAGCGGUGCUAACAAGUCGCUGGAGUUGGUGCCCUGCUGCACCGCCAAACAGUAUUCCUCGCUGCAGCUGGUCGUGAUGGACUCGAGCAACACGGCCACGGUGAAGACGCUGCCCAACAUGGUGGUGGAGUCGUGUGGCUGCAGAUAGAGCGGCGGAUAGGAUUAGCCAUCUUACACUUAUCGUAUCGGACAAAUUAGACAUAGUCUCCAUUUCGCUCCAUCUCCAUUUCCAUUUCCAUGACCGUUUCCGCCAGCAUUCAAACUACAUUUCUCUUCAACUAAUUUAAACUCAUUGCGCCAGGCAUUUAGACAUUAGCGUUGUCAUUUAAUCGUAGUUACCUGUAGUGCAUGUGCUGCCACUAGCUGUAGUUUAAAGCUAAAGUCAAUGUACUUAAGCUCUCGAAGUAUGUAUGUAGGUAGUUAGCAAAUAGCUCCAAUUAAUUUAAUAGCUAUCUUUAAACGUAAUGUAGUGAUUUUCAUUGUUUAAGUAGCGUGUAUUGAGUUAUUAGCAGAAAACAUGAAAGCCGCAAAAUAAAACAUAAUUAAAACAUGUAA
Drosophila santomea is the source of this 2840-nucleotide messenger RNA. RefSeq names its product growth/differentiation factor 8 (gene daw). Gene Ontology annotation, molecular function: growth factor activity; cytokine activity. The transcript has 5 exons. The record is from RefSeq and is a predicted model, not a curated record. The coding region runs from base 670 to 2433 and encodes 587 amino acids. Gene Ontology annotation, biological process: SMAD protein signal transduction. NCBI's taxonomy places the organism in Eukaryota, Metazoa, Arthropoda, Insecta, Diptera, Drosophilidae. Gene Ontology annotation, cellular component: extracellular region.